This is a messenger RNA of Leucoraja erinaceus (little skate), 1754 nucleotides long. RefSeq names its product matrix metalloproteinase-14-like. NCBI's taxonomy places the organism in Eukaryota, Metazoa, Chordata, Chondrichthyes, Rajiformes, Rajidae. The record is from RefSeq and is a predicted model, not a curated record. Gene Ontology annotation, cellular component: extracellular matrix. Gene Ontology annotation, biological process: proteolysis; collagen catabolic process; extracellular matrix organization. Gene Ontology annotation, molecular function: zinc ion binding; metalloendopeptidase activity.
AUGGGGUCCAGUCCUGGGUCAUCACCUACUGUAUCCACAACUACAACGCCCCGUCUGGGCGAGGCGGACACCUACCGUGCGUUACGCCGUGCGUUUGGCGUGUGGGAGAAGCUGACGCCGCUGAGCUUCCGGGAGGUUCCGUACGCGGAGGUGAUGGCGGGCCGGGCGCCGGUGGCGGACAUCGUGGUCUUCUUCGGCGAGGGUUUCCACGGCGACAGCACGCCCUUCGACGGCGUUGGCGGCUUCCUGGCCCACGCCUACUUCCCCGGGCCCAGCAUCGGCGGCGACACGCACUUCGACGCAGCCGAGCCCUGGACCCUCAACAACGAAGACCUCAUGGGCAACGACCUGUUCCUGGUGGCGGUGCACGAACUGGGCCACGCGCUGGGCCUAGAACAUUCCAAUGACCCCAGCGCCAUCAUGGCUCCGUUCUACCAGUGGAUGGACACCGAAAACUUCCAGCUGCCCGAGGACGACCGGCGAGGAAUCCAGCAGCUGUACGGACCACCGGACUACGACCCUCGACCCAAGCCCACCAAGAAGGCCCCCACCCUCCCGCCCCAUGUCCCGCGCUUGCCCACCAAGGACCCCUUCCACCCCACCAAACCCCCCAUGUUCCCCACCAAGCCGGCGAGCCCCUACGGGCCUCGGAUAUGCGACGGCAGUGUGGACACCAUCGCCGUGCUCCGCGGAGAGAUGUUCGUCUUCAAGGGCAAGUGGUUUUGGCGUUUACGGGAUGAGCAGGUGCUCGAAAACUACCCCAUGCCGAUCGGACACUUCUGGGUGGGACUGCCCAAUAACAUCGACACGGCAUACGAGAGGAAAGAUGGCAAGUUCGUCUUCUUCAAAGGGAACCAGUACUGGGUGUUCCACGAGGCCACGCUACAGCCGGGCUUCCCCAAGAGGCUGCAGGAGUUGGGGAACCGAGUGCCUCGUGACCGGAUCGACGCCGCGCUCUGGGUGGGCCUCAGCGGCAAGACGUACUUCUUCCGCGGCGACAAGUACUACCGUUACAACGAGGACACUAAGUCUGUGGACGCUGAUUACCCGAAGCCCAUCAACGUUUGGCAGGGCAUUCCCAACUCUCCCAAAGCCGCCUUCGUCUCUGCUGAUGAAGCCUACACCUACUUUGUGAAGGGCAACCACUACUGGAAGUUCAACAACCAGCUGUUGCGUCUGGAGCCGGGAUUCCCCAAGUCUCUGGUGCGGGAUUGGUUUGGCUGCCGGAAACACCCGGAGCUGGACCCGGACCGUGAGGUUGUGGUGGUGGUGGAGGAGUCCGAGGUGACGGUCAGUGCGGCCGCCAUCAUCGUCCCGGUCUUGCUGCUCCUGGCUGUGCUGGGACUGGCCGCCACCCUGGUACUCUUCAAACGCCACGGCACACCCAAGAGACUACUGUACUGCCACCGCUCCCUGCUCGACAAGGUGUGAGGAGGGGGGGGGCUGGUCCUGUCCCCAAAUACCCUUCCCCCCCCCCAUCCCCCCCCCCCCCCCCCCCCCCCCCCCUCUCGACAAGGUGUGAGAGGCUGGAAAUGUCCCCAAAUCUCCACCCCACCCCCCCCUCCCUCUCAAACCCACCGCUCCCUGUCCGAGUGAUGUGUGAGUCGUCCCAUUCCCAACCCGAACCAGGAGAGACCCCCGUCCCCUCCCCCCCCCCCGUCCCCGAAUAACACAGUCCUGUCCCAACUCCCAAAAUGGAGUUGCUCCCCAACUUGACCCCACCCAACCCAACCCAGCCCAACCCAACCCAACCC